Myzus persicae (green peach aphid) is the source of this 706-nucleotide messenger RNA. RefSeq lists its product as uncharacterized. The annotation marks the transcript as partial. Lineage: Eukaryota; Metazoa; Arthropoda; Insecta; Hemiptera; Aphididae. The transcript has 4 exons. The record is from RefSeq and is a predicted model, not a curated record.
AUUCUUGUGUGGGAAGAAACAACAAAUGGCACGCAAAGUCUUGUUUUAUUAGAAAAAUUAUUUCCAUACAUCGACCAAACUACAUGUCAAAAAAAAAAUACAAGUUUAUUUGAUCUUUAUUUGACUUUUGAUAAGAUUUGUGCCGGUUCUACAUUCGAUUCAGAACUAGCACACAGCGAUGGUCUUGGAGACAGUGGAUCGGGUAUAAGCUUUUUGCACUCCAAUUCUUAUUUUUUAACUGGUGUACUCAGUACUAUACAUAUAGAAGAAAAUAAUACAGUCGCAGGUUUUACAGGCAUUGAAUACCAUAUAAAAUUUAUUCAUGACAUUUUAAACAAACAUGUAAUAGUGAAUUCAUGCGUUUUACCAACUGCUGAAGGAGUCGUGUAUUCUUAUGAAGGUUCUAAUGAGACUUUACCUAACGGUGCAUUAAUUAAGCAUAAUCGAAUUGUUAUUGAGAAUUGUGCAGUUGGAUAUUAUAAGGCUUAUCCCAAUGGUUUUAGGUUUUGUCAGGGAAGAGGAAAAUGGGUAUCCAAUUCUGAGAAAUUGUGUUUCAAAAUGUGUCCACCUCUACUAUCUGAUAGUUUAGAUAUUAAAUGCACGCUUAAUGGUAAGUAUGCAAACUGUUCAAAUUUAUCAAUACCCAAUACAAUAGCAACGCCAUCAUGUAAGCCAACAUAUAUUGCUCCGAAUGGACAAGAAGAUA